AUGUCUAAGCCUACCAUCAGCCCGCGCUCGCUUCAAAGCCGCCUCACUCACAUCCUCAAACAAUGGCCCUCUGAUGCGGUCCGCCCAGCUUCAGUCUCUGUCCAGACUUACAUCCAGAGUCGCCUCCAGCCCAGCAAUCAAUCUAGCCCAGCGAUCUCCGAAACCUCCACCAAGGCUCUCGAGGCGCUAUUGAACAACCGUUUCGCGACCCAAUACCCGCUACCGGAGAAGCUGCGCCGGCCAGCAAGCAACCCAGACCAUUAUGACAACGUUGUGCGCGAGUUUGCAGAGGCCCCGAACCGCGAUUGGUUCGGCCGUUUAAAGAAGCGGAUGGCUGGUAUCAUACGGUUGACCUGA
Molecule: messenger RNA, 357 nt
Organism: Penicillium brevicompactum
Lineage: Eukaryota; Fungi; Ascomycota; Eurotiomycetes; Eurotiales; Aspergillaceae
Product: ubiquinol-cytochrome c reductase complex assembly factor 2
Exons: 2
Coding region: 1-357 (118 amino acids)
Biological process (GO): mitochondrial respiratory chain complex III assembly
Cellular component (GO): Cbp3p-Cbp6 complex; mitochondrion
Molecular function (GO): ribosome binding
Source: RefSeq, a predicted model, not a curated record